Molecule: messenger RNA, 1659 nt
Organism: Ictalurus punctatus (channel catfish)
Lineage: Eukaryota; Metazoa; Chordata; Actinopteri; Siluriformes; Ictaluridae
Exons: 5
Coding region: 98-934 (278 amino acids)
Biological process (GO): negative regulation of T cell proliferation; cell surface receptor signaling pathway; T cell costimulation
Cellular component (GO): external side of plasma membrane
Source: RefSeq, a predicted model, not a curated record
AGGAACUAAUUUGUCACCUGUGGAUUUGGACUGUUCCAUUGGAUUAUUUUGCUGUAAAAAUAAAUAAGAGAGAGAAAAGAUCUCAACUAAAGCGAUCAUGUUCACCCAGAUACGCAUCCACUUGGGAACGUUCAUCUUUGUGAUGAUGUUUCUUACAGUGUCUCCGUUAUCUAAUCACCAUGCACUUGUGAAAGUAUACGAUCCCGUCAUGCUCAUCUGCAACAGUACAUGUUCGGGUGAUGUUUCAUGGAUGUUCUCGGUGCGGACUGAAAUACUUGUGAGUGAAUGUAAGAGGAGCACUUGUGUUGAAGGCAACGGUUUCGAGAACCGAACGAGGUUUGUGCAUGGAGGACCAUCUCUUCAACUCAACCCUGUCAUGUACAACGACAAGGGCUGGUACGUCUGCUACUGCGACAAAGCCGAGAUAUGCAAAUUUCAUCUUGACGUAGUUUUCGCUACUCUGAAAAGCGUUUGCGUCGGAGAGAAUGUGACUCUCCCCUGCUACGCUAACACAGACAAGCGUAUCCCUGACAAAAACAUCAACGUUCAGUGGGAAAAAGAUGAUCAACCUUUCGUGACGCUUCAGCGUGGGAAGAUGAGCUACGGUCCAGGUUUCGAAGGUCACGGCUUCAUUACGGCGAGCCAGUAUAAAAAUGGAGAUCUGUCCCUGACCAUCCCCAAGGUCCAGCAGUCUGACGGAGGGAUAUAUCGCUGUAGACACAGACACGAGGAACCGGGUCAACCCGAAGCCGUCGAUCUCAGGAUCAGUGAGUCUUCAGAGUGUGGAGCAGUAAAGCAGUCCACUUUUUCCAUGGUGGGGAGUUCUGCUGGUGGUUGUUGCCAUUGUUGUUAUUUUUUGUGCUGUUGGAGUUUUCUACUAAUAUUUUACACAUAUAUUGAAUUGUCGGAAAAUACUACAGCGCUAUAUCGAUGAAGAAAAUUACAUGCUGGGUUAAUCGAAUGGUAAAUCAUAGUUUGGAAGCGCAGGUGGUGCACGUAGAUAAGAUUUCUGAGCAGUUUGCGGAGAGAAGAAAAGAAGAUGAACACCGGAUAAGCAGCAGGGCUUGCAACUCUCACAACUUCUACCACUAAUAAAAAAAGGAAGCUGUCACUGUGACAGCUGGAGAGUUGGAAUCCCAAAAACAAACAGGACUGAAAGUUCAAACAACAGUCUGAACAGAUCGGAGCUGUAAAAUUGGGAAUGAGCAUUGAAUGUAGAAUGAAUUCAUUGUGAGAAUAGAAACCAACUCUGGCUGCAUCUGAAAAAUACAAAAUCCAUGUACUAUUGGGUUUUGACUAGAGAUGCACCGAUGUAUCGGUUAUUUUUCCCCGCUACCUGCUUUCGGCCGAUAGUUUAAAAACAUCAGGACCGAUUAUAUCCUGUCAAUCAAAAGAGGGCGGGAAAACUCAUUGAUUUCGUGCUGUGUGUAAAGAUGAUGUCUCUUGUGUGGAAUGAUGACAAAACUGCAGUUUGUAAUCUCUGCUAAAAUUUUACACCGGGAGUGAGCAGCAGAGAAGCCUUCUCGCGUUGAAUUAAAGGGCCAGUACACCGUUGAAAGAUUUAAAUGAUGAAUGACAAAAAAGUAUAUAUUGCACAGAAAAAUAUAUUUGUAGAGUAGUAUAUUUCAUAUGCAGUUAAUGUUAAUGAGUUAAUAUCAU